Messenger RNA from Salvia splendens (bonfire salvia), 3621 nucleotides. Its product is annotated as glycine-rich domain-containing protein 1. The transcript has 9 exons. The record is from RefSeq and is a predicted model, not a curated record. Bases 112 to 3456 code for a protein of 1114 amino acids. NCBI's taxonomy places the organism in Eukaryota, Viridiplantae, Streptophyta, Magnoliopsida, Lamiales, Lamiaceae.
ACAACACUCAAACUCGUACUCGUGCAAAAUGCUUCCUAUAAAUACAGAACAUUUCGGCAAUCGUUAACCUCAACUCUUGCAGUCUACAAUCAUUUAUUUCAGGCGUGAAGAAUGGAGAAGCAGCAGAAUUUGGAAUGGGAAGCAGCACAGAGCAUUGCGAUCAGUGUCGACCUUGUUUCCGCGGCUAAAAAGCAGCUCAAGUUUCUCGCGGCUGUUGAUCGGAACCGUUGGCUCUAUGAUGGCCCCGCUCUAGAUAGGGCUAUUUACAGGUACAAUGCUUAUUGGCUUCCAUUGCUGGCGAAGCAUUCUGAAUCACCACUUUUCGAAGGCCCAUUAGUUGUCCCUUUGGAUUGUGAAUGGAUUUGGCACUCUCACAGGCUCAAUCCAAUUAGAUACAAGAAAGACUGCCUGGAGUUGUAUGGCAAACUUCUUGACAACAGGAAUGUUAUUUCUUCUGUGGAAGGAGCUUCGAAAAACCAAACUGAGGACGCGUGGAAAACAUUGUUUCCAGGCGAGCCGUUUGAGCUAGAUUUGGAAGUUAAGCAAGAGAACACCACUGGUGAUGGUGUAGUGGCAGAGAAGUUCACAAAGUAUGAUUUGGUCUCAGCUGUUCAAAGGCAAACUCCUUUCUUUCAUCAGGUCUCCCAGCCCCAUAUGAAUGAGACUCGCUAUAUUAGAGGAGCUGUGGCUAGAUACAAAGGAUUUCUACACCUGAUCAAGAGAAACAAGGAGCAAGGCAUACAAAGCUUCGUUGUUCCCACUUACGACAUUGACCUCAUUUGGCACACUCAUCAGUUGCAUCCAGCUUCUUAUAGCGAAGAUCUUGUUAAAUAUAUGGGAAGGAUUUUAGAGCAUGACGACACUGAUUCUGACAGAUCAAAAGGUCAGAAACUGGAUGUUGGGUUCACCGGGACGAACAUGACAUUCGAGGACCUGUUUGGCCGUAGGUACUGGAGAGCUGGAGCAAUGUACAAAGGUGUUGCACCUUCACCUGUCAGACUCUCUCCUUACUCAGGCACUGACAUGAAGGAGGAGUCAAGCUGUACUCAAAACCCAAAAUUACAACUUCCUUCCAGGGAAGUGUUUGAGGUCAUGUUGGAGUUCGCAGGCGUAAGGAACCUGCCAGAGGGACAUAAUGGAAGUCUCUUUGUGACCUUGAGUAAAUCAGGGACAGAUAAGAUCUUCAACGGUCAUAGAAUCAUUAAAAUUGUAGCCGAAUCUGGUGAGAAACAAGUGGCAACCUUCCGGUGUCAGCCUACGGGGAACCUACAAUGUGAACUCAUGUCCUCCUCACCUUCUGUUUCAAUGGGCACAAUGUCCAUAUCUCUGGAAGACUUUUUGUCAUCCGACUCCGAUCUUACAGUGGAGAAAUGGUUUGAUUUGGUUUCUUCAAAUACCACGGAAACCAAGCCAAUUGGCUUGCGAGUGGCCAUCUCCGUUACCACGCCUACCCCAGCACCAUAUACGCUUAAUAUGGUUCACUCUCAGCAGCCAAUUCCAGGCAAGCCCCAGUUUUCCAGAGAUUUGACAGCCAUAGUUGAUGAGGAUGGCAAGAUGCUGAUAAAUCUACAUAUAAGAGAUAUGCACAAGUCAAGAGGCAAGAAAGAAUGUAGAAGAAGAGUUUUGAUUGGAAACAUGGCUUCGGGAAAAUCAUGUACUCUAGCUGAGUUUACAGGCUUCAAAUGGUCUAUGGUGAAUUCUCCAUGGUCUGUUAAGCUUCCGAACGCGAACAAUGACGACGGACAUAUCUUCGAGUUGACUGGCCCUUAUACUGUAAGGUUUUUCCGAGGUGGAAGGUUGGAUUACGAUUCAAACAGUCAACAUGAACCUCACCUAUUUACCGCGAUAAAGUUCUCACCUGAAGAGCCUUAUGGAACAACAGUGGGAUUACUUAACAUGAAGUCUGGCACUAUCAAGGUCAAAGAAGAAUGGUUCAUUUUACCUAGCAUCAUAGUUACAUGUAUACUUGGUAAGAUAUUGAGGAAGACCAAUCAGGCUCCUCUGCAAACAAAAAUUGGUGCUACUUGUGUAAGUGGUGGCUGUGGAAUCAUGAUGGCUAAUUGUGGUGUUACCGGCGUUAUUAGUGGUUGUGGUAGUUGUGGAAGCAUGAUGGCUAAUUGCGGUGUUAGUGGGGGAUGUGGAAACAUGAUGGCUAACUGCGGUGUUACCGGCACUGGUGGCGCUUGCGGACUUAGUGGUGUUAAAUCUGAAAGAGUGAUGGCUAACUGUGGCGUUAGCAGUACUAGUGGUGGUUGUGGUGUACCGGGGAAAAUGAUGGCAAAUUGUGGUGUUAGCGGUGCUAGUGGUAGCUGCGGUGUUAGCAGUCGUGGAUCUGAAAACAUGAUGGCUAACUGUGGCGUUAAUGGCCGUGUUGGUGCUAAAUCAGAAUGUGUGAUGGCCAACUGCGGUGUUAAUAGCCGUGCUAAAUUUGAAAGUGGUGUCAGUGGUGGUGCUAAAUCUGAAACUGCAAUGGCUAACUGUGGUGUUAGUGGUGGCGCCAAAUCUGAAAGCGCGAUGGCUAACUGUGGUGUUAGUGGUGGUGCUAAAUCUGAAAGUGCAAUGGCCAACUGUGGUGUUAGCGGUGGCGCCAAAUCUGAAAGCGCAAUGGCUAACUGUGGUUUUAGUAGUGGUGAAUCUGGAAGCAUGAUGGCUAACUGUGGUGUUAGUGGUGGCGCAGAAUCUGAAAGUGCAAUGGCUAACUGUGGUGUUAAUGGUGGUGCUAAAUCUGAAAGUGCAAUGGCCAACUGUGGUGUUAGUGGUGGCGCCAAAUCAGAAAGUGCGAUGGGUAACUGUGGUGUUAGUAGUGGUGAAUCUGGAAGCAUGAUGGCUAACUGUGGUGUUAGUGGUGGCGCCAAAUCUGAAAGCGCGAUGGCUAAUUGCGGUGUUAGUAGUGGUGAAUCUGGAAGCAUGAUGACUAAUUGUGGUGCUAGUGGUGGUGUUAAAUUUGGAAAUAUGAUGGCUAAUUGUGGUGUUAGUAAUGAGGCUAAAUCUAAAAGUGUGAUGGGCAAUUGUGGUGUUAGCGCUGGUUGUGGUGUUAGUAAUGGUGAAUUUGGAAGCAUGAUGGCUAAAUGUGGAGUUAAUAGUGGCAGUGGAUCCAAGAUUGGGAUGGGCAGUGGUGGUUGUGGAAUUAGUCUUAGUGAAAAUGGAAUCAUGAUGAGUAACUGCAGUGUUAGCGGAGGUGCUAAAUCCGAAAAUAUGAUGCCUAACUGUGGUGUCAGUGGUGUUAGCAUGAUGGCAAACUGUGGUGUCAACGGAGGUGCUAAAACCAUGAUGGCUAACUGCGGCGUUAGCAGUGGUAUGUCUGAAAGCAUGACGGCUAAUUGCGGAGUUAGCAAUGAAGAAUCUGGAAGCAUAAUGGCCAACUGCGGUGUUUCCAGUGGUGCUAAUUGCGGUGUUAGUAGUGCCAAGGAGUCGACAAAAUGUGGUGGAUGCGGGGUAAAUGUGGAAGCAAAUUAGACCAAGAGAUUGUCAUAUAUGUAUUUGUAUUUGUAUUGUAUUGUAUGUGUUUUUUUUCUAUCUUUUGUGGUUUUGAGUAUGAGCUAUUGUAAUCUUUCUGCCACUUGUUGGUAACCUCUCUUCUCCUUGUGUGACGAAUAAAGCUAUGAGUUUUCAUGUGUUAAA